AUGCGAAAGGAAAUAGCCGGCGAGCCCCCCCUGGAGAUUGAACAGCGCGAGGUGUUAGAAAAAGUAAUUGAAGAACCCGAAAAAGGCGGCAUAACGAUCCACAUUGACAAGGGGCAAAUGCCUGCGGAGCCAAUUCUGUCGAUUCACCCAAAAUUUCGGGGGAUUUCUUCAAAGAGGAGAUUGCGGCUGAAGCCUCCUUUAAAUGAAAAAGCAAUUGAAACAUCAAACAAUUAA
Messenger RNA from Eimeria acervulina, 234 nucleotides. RefSeq lists its product as hypothetical. The coding region runs from base 1 to 234 and encodes 77 amino acids. The record is from RefSeq and is a predicted model, not a curated record. NCBI's taxonomy places the organism in Eukaryota, Apicomplexa, Conoidasida, Eucoccidiorida, Eimeriidae. The transcript is spliced from 3 exons.